CGCCGGCCGAAAUGCGUCACGCGGUCGCCGACUUCAUCUUCCACGCCUUCAUUUUUUAUUCCCACAUUUUCCUCCAUUUUGGAAGUGCCCACUGCCCAUCAUAAGGCCAAAAAUCUACACGGAACAGGGCAAUCCUGUCGCCCCUUUUCUUCCCACCCCACUCUCACUUCUCAUCCCCUACGUCUCAUUUCGUCUGCGGGGGAAGUAUGCGUUUUUUGCAGUGGAUCUCUUUGAUUUUUGUUCUUCACUUGUUUGGUCCAACACCCAUUUGCUCAGAUCCUUCUUCCAGCUCUAAAGGGUUCUCAGAAAUCUCUGCAAGGUUUCUCAAUUUUGCCAAGAAAUCAGAGCUCGUUGAUUGGAUGGUGGGUGUGAGGAGGAGAAUACAUGAAAACCCAGAACUAGGUUAUGAGGAAUUUGAGACUAGUAAGCUCAUCAGAGCAGAACUCGAUGAGAUGGGUAUUCCCUAUAAGUACCCAUUUGCAGUUACUGGUGUCCUCGGCUUCAUCGGCACCGGAAAAACCCCUUUCGUCGCAAUAAGGGCGGAUAUGGAUGCCCUUGCUAUGCAGGAAAUGGUGGAGUGGGAGCACAAGAGUAAAAUUCCUGGGAAGAUGCACGCUUGUGGGCAUGAUGCCCAUGUUGCGAUGCUUCUCGGUGCGGCAAAGAUCCUCAAAGAGCAUAAAAAAGAGUUACAGGGAACAGUUGUUCUUAUUUUCCAACCAGCUGAGGAAGGAGGUGGAGGGGCAAUGAAAAUGAUUGAUGCUGGGGCGCUAGAGAAUGUUGAUGCUAUCUUUGGACUCCAUGUUUCCCCACACUUACCUAUUGGUGAAGUGGCCUCCAGAGCUGGUCCUCUUUUGGCUGGUAGUGGCUUCUUCGAAGCUGUUAUUAGUGGAAAGGGGGGCCAUGCUGCCAUUCCUCAGCAUUCAAUAGACCCAAUAUUAGCUGCUUCAAAUGUGAUUGUCAGCUUGCAACAUCUUGUUUCACGGGAAGCUGAUCCGCUGGAAUCACAGGUAGUAACAGUUGCAAAAUUCCAAGGGGGCGGUGCAUUCAAUGUUAUUCCAGAUUCUGUUACAAUUGGCGGCACCUUCCGAGCCUUCUCCAAGAAAAGCUUUAUGCAACUCAGACAGCGGAUUGAAGAGGUAAUCACUCGGCAAGCUGCUGUGCAGAGGUGCAAUGCGACUGUUGAUUUCCUUGCAAAAGAAAAGCCAUUUUUCCCUGCAACCGUCAAUGAUAAAAACUUGCACGAGCACUUCAAAAAUGUUGCAGGGAGUAUGCUUGGCAGUCUUAGUGUUAUUGAAGAUAUGCAACCAUUGAUGGGCUCUGAGGAUUUUGCCUUUUAUCAAGAGGCAAUUCCCGGAUACUUCUUUUUCCUUGGAAUGAAGAAUGAAGCAGGAGCACGACUUGAAUCAGCACACUCACCCUACUUCAGAAUCAAUGAAGAUGCACUCUCUUAUGGUGCUGCACUUCACGCAUCAUUGGCUACUACCUACCUUAUUGAACUCCAGCAGAAAAUUCCCCCGCAAACAACAGAACUCCGUGAUGAAUUAUAAGGCCUCUAUUGUGGAUUAUCUGCUCAGAUUCCGCACUUUUUUUUAUUACAUUUUGGCUGUACAUGCACAUAUUUUCAAUCAAAUUUAAAUUCAUCAAUUUUCUGAAUUCACUUCCAAUUUGGGCGAAGAGCUUCUUUCUUCAGCCUUGUCAAAAUCAAGUAGUAUGUAUUGGUCUAUGUUACGAUCCUGGGUAGUGGGGGCCCAUUAUUUUCUUAAUUGUAAAGACCAUUGUUCAUUUGUCUAAUAUCCAAAGGAAGUUUAUAGGUCUUCAA
Malania oleifera is the source of this 1819-nucleotide messenger RNA. RefSeq names its product IAA-amino acid hydrolase ILR1-like 4. Gene Ontology annotation, cellular component: endoplasmic reticulum. Gene Ontology annotation, molecular function: IAA-Ala conjugate hydrolase activity. The coding region runs from base 207 to 1547 and encodes 446 amino acids. The record is from RefSeq and is a predicted model, not a curated record. Gene Ontology annotation, biological process: auxin metabolic process. The transcript is spliced from 5 exons. Lineage: Eukaryota; Viridiplantae; Streptophyta; Magnoliopsida; Santalales; Ximeniaceae.